AUGCUAUUAUCAUUGAUUUUAAGAUUUUUCUACAUUAUCAUUACAUUGAUCAUUAUUGUUUAUGUGAAAUCCGUCAAACAAUUCGAUGUCGGACAUUAUCUUGAUCCAUUUGAUUCACAUCCACGACUUUUAAUGAAAAAUGGACAUCUUGUCCUAUUGACUGGCCGUAAUAAAGAUAUCGUUUUUCGUUCAUCCGGUUCUGGACAAAUACGAAUAAAUGGAAAUGAUUUAUUGGCAACAAAACUUCAAUCCAUUAAUCAAGAAUUGGAUCCAAUCAAUUCGAAUACAAAUGAUAUUGUUGCACAGCAAAAUUCUUCCUUUGAUCUUCACGUAUUGAUGAACUUACACAACGUUUAA
Dermatophagoides farinae (American house dust mite) is the source of this 357-nucleotide messenger RNA. The record is from RefSeq and is a predicted model, not a curated record. Lineage: Eukaryota; Metazoa; Arthropoda; Arachnida; Sarcoptiformes; Pyroglyphidae.